AUGACUGACGAGAAGUGUGGCGCCAUCGAAGAGUGUCCUUCACUCGACGACACCCCGAAACGACGAGAAGCUCAAAAGACGUAUGAGAUUCAAGUGGAGAUUGAUGAUGCACCGGAUACCACAUUCAGCUGGCGUAAGCUGUGGGCAUUCACCGGACCCGGUUUCCUCAUGUCGAUUGCCUACUUGGACCCGGGAAACAUUGAAAGUGACCUACAGGCUGGUGCAAUUUCCUAUUUCAAACUAAUUUGGGUCCUUCUCAUCGCCCAUAUCAUGGGUCUUCUCCUUCAAAGACUGGCCGCCCGUCUUGGAGUUGUCUCUGGAAAACAUAUGGCUGAAAUCGCUUACUCCUACUAUCCGAAAGUUCCCCGACUGAUUCUUUGGCUACUUGUGGAAAGUGCAAUUGUUGGAAGUGAUAUGCAGGAGGUCAUCGGAACUGCCAUCUCAUUCUAUUUGCUAUCAAAUGGAGCAAUCCCGCUUUGGGCAGGAGUGCUUAUCACAAUUUGCGAUACUUUCACCUUCCUUUUCCUCGAGAAAUACGGAGUUCGAAAGUUCGAAGCAUUCUUUUGUUUUUUGAUCACUUGUAUGGCAGUGACAUUCGGAUACGAAUUCGGUGUCAGUAAACCGAAUGCGGGAAAAAUGUUCACCGGAAUGUUCGUUCCGUGGUGUACCGGGUGUGACAACAAUAUGGUUAUGCAGGGAGUUGCGAUUAUUGGAGCAGUCAUCAUGCCUCAUAACUUCUAUUUGCACUCUGCACUUGUUAAAAGUAGAAAAGUGGAUCGUCGACGUGCGGAAAAAGUGACGGAGGCCAAUAAGUACUUCUUCAUCGAGAGUGCAUUUGCUCUUUUUGUUUCAUUCAUUAUAAAUACACUGGUUAUUUCUGUUUUCGCUCAGGGAAUGUUUGGAAAGACCAAUAAUGAUAUUAGAGAUGUGUGCUACAACAACACUCACAACGGAAUGCCUGAUUUCUAUAGAGUAGAAUUCCCAGCUAACAACGACGCGGCUCAAUCAGAUAUCUAUCAUGCUGGAAUUUUCUUGGGAUGCACUUUUGGAAUUUUCGCACUUUAUGUGUGGGCUGUGGGAAUUUUGGCAGCGGGACAGUCGUCUACGAUGACUGGAACAUAUGCUGGACAGUUUGCCAUGGAGGGCUUCAUCCAAAUCCAACUUCCCCAAUGGAAGCGUAUCCUUAUCACCCGCUCCCUUGCUAUUCUCCCAACACUCGCCGUCGUCAUUUUCUCCGGUGGAAUCGACAAUAUUUCGAGUCUAAACGACUUUUUGAAUUGUCUGCAGUUGAUCCAACUCCCAUUCGCAUUGAUUCCAGUCCUAACUUUCGUCUCUGAUAAACACAUAAUGCACGAAUACAAAUUAGCAAGUGUCUCCAAAGCGGUUUCCAUCGUUAUCUCCCUGAUUAUCCUCUUCAUCAACUUCUAUUUCUUAUACUCUUGGAUUGGAAGUCAAUUCGGAUAUAAUGCGAUUUCCAUUCCGAUUACUGUAGUCUUUGCAAUUUUUUAUAUCAUUUUUAUCGCUUAUUUGACAUAUUACUGUCUGGUUGCCAUGGAAUUCAUCCCACCAAUCAAAACGAAAUGGCUCGCGGAGCCCAUCUACUACGACUUCGACGCCCCGUGGUUGGAGACAACAAAGAAUUCGAUCAGUUCAUCGGAAGAGUCACAAGAUUAUCGAUAUUAG
Molecule: messenger RNA, 1683 nt
Organism: Caenorhabditis remanei
Lineage: Eukaryota; Metazoa; Nematoda; Chromadorea; Rhabditida; Rhabditidae
Exons: 11
Coding region: 1-1683 (560 amino acids)
Biological process (GO): manganese ion homeostasis; response to manganese ion; metal ion transport
Cellular component (GO): apical plasma membrane
Molecular function (GO): iron ion transmembrane transporter activity; manganese ion transmembrane transporter activity; cadmium ion transmembrane transporter activity
Source: RefSeq, a predicted model, not a curated record